CAAGGGAAGCCAUGAGCCAGAUCCGGCCGAGCGGUCAUUCCUCUCCCCAAAACAAGGUUUGGAUGUAGAGGAGAGUAAUGUCCCUACUCUGGACGAGUUUGACCAGGAGAUUGACAUCUACAGGAAUGCCCGAGAUGAGAUUUCCUCCUUGAGUGAUUACAAAGAGGUAGGCUGGCUCAGAGUUGACAUUCGACCAAUCAAGCAAGUCCUCACGACAUAUGCCAGUAAAUGGAUGUGGACUUUCACCAAGUACUUGUCAGAUCAGGUGACGAGCAUGCUGCAGAACCUGGACAUGUUCUUGAAGAGAAUUGAGCCGGAGAUUGAGAGUAUCACAGGAGAAGAGAGGGAUACAGCCUCUUUCAUGAAGAUGAUGAGGCUCUUCAAUGAGGUUUCUGCUCAGCAGGCAGAGAUGGAUGGGAAGUUCAGUGCUAUGAACAGGACGGUGCAGCUACUGAAGAAGUACGGGCAGAGUUUAUCAGCGAGAACUGAGAGCCUGUUCAUGGCCGCACCAAGUCGCUGGAGCAAUCUGAAAACUAAAGUGUCCCUGGCAAAGCAGAGGCUGGGGCCCAGGAUCCAAGAAGAGUCAGCAAGCAUCACUCAGGACCUAGAGUCGUUUGGUGACCGCGUUUUGGAGCUGAACAAGGACCUUGAGAACAGUGAUGUGUAUAACCGCGACUGUGGCAUUGACACAGCCUGGACCAUUAUUGACCAGUUUGUACAGCGCCUGACGGUUUUGGAGAACGAGGCACAGGACCUGAUUGAGCUACAGGAGUUGUUGGAAGCCUCCGUGGUGAACUUUGACCUUUUGCCGGAGUGUCGUCACGAUCUGAACAAUCUAAAGCAGAUGUGGGAAACGUACAGAGUAAUAGAUGAACAGCAGCUGACGUGGAAGAGACAACGCUGGCAGAAGAUGGACACAAAGUUUCUGAGGGAAGAGACCAAUAAGCAGCUAGACAUCGUUAGGGCUUUACCUGAAGAUGCCUUCACCUGGGAUGUGUACAUGGGUCUUCAUGAGUCCAUCACAACAAUACAGGCUUGUCUCCCCUUGAUUGAUGACUUGAGUAACCCGGCCAUGAGGACCCGUCACUGGAAGCAGCUUGUCCGUGUGACUGGGGGAGCCCUGACCAUUGACAAUGACACUCUCAAGAGAAUGACCCUAGGGGAACUACUCAGCCUUGGACUCCAGAAGCAUGGUGACGAUGUCCGUGCUAUUGUACAGAGAGCAGUAAAGGACUUGGCAAUAGAAAAGUCCCUGAAAACCUAUGAGGAAGUUUGGCUGAGUAAAGUAUUUGAAAUGCGUGAGCAUGUUUUCCGUAAGCCUGACAAUCUGGAUGUCACUGUGGACAACCAAAGCGAGGUCUCUCAGAGUCAGGAGAGUUCCCACCCCCCUGGUGUUCAGGGCGCCCGUAGCCAGGUGCGUGCCACCAGCCGUGUGUCCAACCAGAGCUCUCACAGCCGUAACAAGCGCAGCAGUGUAGCCUCAUUGCCUGCGUCACUACUCAAUGUGGGAGAGGAGGAAGGUCCUCUGGCAUUAUUACACAACACAGGGCCUAUAUUCGAGGAUCUUGAAAGUCAUCAGAUGUCACUACAGGCAAUGCAGAGCAGUUCUGCAGCUGGCUCCUUCCUAGACGAGGUGGUCAAGUGGCAGAAGAGGCUGCAGACAAUAGAGGCGGUGCUUACUGUUUGGCUGGAUGUGCAGGAGAAGUGGGUGGAGCUUGAGGACGUGUAUUCUGGGCCAGAUGUGCGUAUUGCUCUCUCGCAUGAAACUAACAUCUUCGCUCAGGCCAACAGGGACUUCAGCCUCCUUAUGCGAGCCUCAGAGAAAAACCCAAAUGUUUUGCAGUGCUGCUCCAGAAAGAAUAUUUUGCCAAUACUGGAGCAUAUGGACCACAACCUGAAGACCUGCCAUAAAGCCUUGCUCAGAUAUAUGGAGCGCAAACGCCAGAUCUUCCCACGCUUCUACUUUCUCUCCAUAGACGACGUCCUUCACAUUGUUUGUAACGGUUAUGAUCUGAACAGUGUGAAUCUCUACAUCAAUAAACUGUUUGAGAAUAUUGGAGGGCUUGUGUUUGAGGAAAUGGAUCAAAGUGACAGAUGUAACUUCCAGAUUACAGGUGUGGCCAGUUACCUGGGCGAGAGGUUAGACUUCAGACAGCCAGUAAUGUGCGAGGGUCAGAUAGAGACGUGGCUCAGCUCCUUGGUACAGGCCCUGAAGGCAGCCCUCCAGUUUCAGAUGUCAACUGCCAUGGGUGUGGAGAAACCACCGGUGAAACCCAUCAGCUAUCAACCUGUCACCACCAUACGCAAAACACAGCCAAUCACCAAGGGGGUCAGAGGCCUGGACAAAAAAUCCAAAGAGAAAGGUAGCAGCCGUGCAAGCAGCAGACAGGCUUUGAGUCGACAAGGCACUAGGUCUGAUAAGCUUCAAUCAGCUGUACAGGCGUCUCCUGCGGAACAGAGCAGUGAACAGAGUCGUCACUCAUGGACUCUGGACCAUGUGUCGGAGAUUACCUACCUGGCCACCCAGGUACAGCUCACCCAGCUGAUCCAGGAGGCCUUGUCAGGUCUUGAGGCAGGCAACAGAGAUGCCAUGCAGGCUCCUUUAGAGAAAAUCAACUCAAGUAUUAAAGCUACAACACAGCUUCUGAAAGGUUUAGAGGAUGAGAAGGAAACCCAGGUGAAGAAACGUAAAGACCAAGAUGGAGAAGGUGAGGGAGCCACAGAAGAUCCAGAGUCAUCAUCUACAGCGAAUGGCCGCCAGGCCUCAUUCCGUGGGUCAGGAUUAGAACUGACGAAUGAGGGGACUCACACUCCCAUCCCUGAAGAGAGAGCCACAUCAGUCCAAGAUAAACUGGAAGGGUCUGGUAGGGCUGACACGAUGCUGACCCCUCAGCUACUUCUCCCACCCACACUCUCCUCCCAGAGAGAGGGUCUGGACACAGAGGAUCCUCACUCCGGGAAGCUAAAGCUGCUACUUUUCCCUGGGCAGAUACAGAAACUGACCAGCCUGCUGGCCUUGCUGUCUCACCUGAGAGACCUGGUCCAUCGCCUGCUGGCCUCUCCCCACACUCACAAACCCUCACACAGCUUUCACUGGAAGGCACAGCUUCUCUACACCUUCAACACUGACACUCGCAGUGUGUACAUCCAGUGUCAUGAGAGUCAGUUCGAGUACGGAUGGGAGUACCAGGGUAGCGGCUACAGAGAGGUGAUCACCCCAGCCACAGAGAGGGUGUUUGUCAGCAUGACACAGGCAAUAAAGGCGCACAUGGCCAGCUUGUGUGUGGGCCCUGUGGAAAGUGGUCGCUUUAAGCAGAUCCAUGAGCUGAGUCGCAGGUUGGGCCAGCCUCUGUACACCUUCGUCUGUGGGCCGAAGAUGGACCAUGUCAUGCUGCAUGACAUCUUCAGAGGACUGGCUUCAGCAGGCUCCUGGAUCUGCUUCAGCAAUCUGGACCGCCUGUCCCCAGCGGUGCUCAGUGUGUUAGCUGCCCUCCUGUCCACAGUGAUGGACGGCCUCAGACAGGGAAAGACCGCCAUACACCUGAAGUCCGAGGACAUCCAGCUGAUGCCAACUGGAGCCUGCUUUGCUCUACUGGACAGCGCUAUGCCCCUACAGCCAUGCAAUCCAGACAGACUGCUGCUCUUGAACUCCACCAUGUCCCAGCUGCCGGAGGCACUGCUCAAACAAUUCAGGACGGUGUCUGUGUUACAUCCAGAUUUACAACUCACAGUCCAAGUGCUGCUGCUAAGUCAGGGGUUUGAGUAUGGGGAGGGCUUGGCUCAGAGAACCAUGCAGCUGUACAACAUGUGCAAGAACCUGCUGGGCACAAACGCUUUCAUCAGAGAGACGGCUAACCUGGGGAGUGACCAUGGAGGAGUCAGCAAUGGCUGGAGUGUGCAGACUAUGAAGUAUAUGGUGGCAGAGGCUGGGGCAGAGUUAGAACAAUCCUUGGGUGAGAGUCAGGUGCCACAUGAUGUUUAUGCCAAGUUGUCUGUUCUCCAUCAGGAGAAGGAGGAACAGGAAGAUGCUGAUAAGGAAUCACCACAGCCUCCAGGUCCACCCAGCAGGGCCAGGCUAGAGGAGAAUGCCUUAGUGUUUGCUCUCCGCAAUGCCUUCAUGCCUCGACUUCAGAAUCGAGAUGCCAGUAUCUUUGCCAGCCUGCUAGUAGACUUGUGGCCAGACACAGAUGUCCCUCUGGAGCUUGUAGCACAGUCAGACAGCUCUGAGAAUGAAACCUUUGCAGCCCUCAACUCCAAGUACCGCAUCAAAUCUCCCAAGAGUUCUAUCUCUCACAGGUCACUCAGAGAGUCUUUGAACUUGAACACUCCAGUGGUAAGGCUGUCCUCAGUGCUGACAGCCCCUAUAGUAGGGGCUAGUCAGAUCAAUAUGGGAUCACGAGACACACUGACUGACAUGACGGAUGCCAUCGCGGUGGCCACUAAUGAGCUGAGCCUACUGCCCGGAGCUGCCUUCCAGGCGCGUGUGCUACAGCUGUCCCAGAUGAACAUCUCACACCAAACAGUGUUUGUGGUGGGUCCAGCUGGCUGUGGUAAAAGUGAAUGUAUUAAAGCAUUUGCUGUAGCAGAGAGAGAGCGUGGCAAGACAAUCAACAUACAGAGUGUUUACACAAAGGCAUUGGAGUCCCAGGAACUCAUGGGGUACCUCAAUCCUGCCAACAAGGAAUGGAAGGACGGACUGAUGGCCUCUUUGUUAAGAAAGUUCUGUAUCCAGCCUGUGGGUGGUAGCAGUGAUCUGCCAACAAAACCUGUCAUCAAGAUGCUACAAUUAGAUGGAGAUGUGGACCCGGGCCAGAUGGAUCUGUUGCAGUCUGUCUUCAUUAACGAUGGAACAGUGGUUCUGGGGAACAACGAGAGAAUUACUCUGACAGAAAACAUACGUUUUAUCUGGGAGAUGGAGUCACUCAGCAGUGUGAGCCCAUCGGUGCUUGCCAGUGUGGGUGUGUUACUCAUGAGUACAUCAGACGUGGGCUGGAAGUUGAUGCUGAUGCAGUGGUUACAGCGCCGACCUGAAGCAGACAAGGAGCUGAUCAUGGGGCUGUGUGAUGUGUACAUCCCACCUCUGGUGGCCUACCUGGACCAGUGUACCACUCCAGCCAUGUUUGGGGUUUCAAGGGCUCGCACUCUUCCCCAGUACAAGAGAGUGAUUGGUCACUCCUUUGAGAACAUGGUCUCUACAUUUUGUUCUGUUCUGGAGACUCUGGUCGCCCCGUAUGUGGACCUCAGUGAUGUGGAGUAUGAGAGAUACUUUAACUUGGCCUGCAUUUGGGCAUUUGGAGGCACGCUGGCGGUGGAGCAUCGGGAGUCGUUCAGCCAGUGGUGGAGGGAACAGUUUGACCAGUAUGUGGACUACCCAGAAAAUGGAACGGUAUUUGAUUAUGUGAUUGACAACGAGAACCACAUGUUUACCAAAUGGACGGAGUUGUUGCCCCUGUACAGCGCACCCCCAAAUCUGGGAAUCCCGGCCGAUGCCUUUGUACACACCGUGAACAAUGAGCAAAUUGCACAGUUGUUGGGGCUACUGUCUGAUGUGGGUAAGCCUGUCCUACUGGUGGGGGAGAAUGGCUGUGGCAAGACGUGUAUCGUCAACGAGAGAAUACGCACAGUGUGCUCAGGGGAAGUAGCUGAGGUGCUAGCCCUCACUAUUCCAGCUAACAGGUUUACAAAUGCCAGUCUGUUGUACCAGCGUCUGGAUGAAAGGCUAGAGUGGAAGCAUGGCAAGACAUUUGUGCCUAAGGGAAACAAGCGUCUGAUGUGCCUGGUGGAUGACUUGAAUUUAGCCCAGGUGGAUAAGUUUGGCUUCCAGACUGCCCCGGAGAUGAUCAGACAGCAUAUAGAUGAUGGCGGCUUCUACAACCCAACCAGUCAUAGCUGGCGCUACGUGAAGAACGUCACUUAUGUCAGCACUGUCAACCACACAACAGCCAGCGUGCCCAAGCUCUCCAAACGCCUCCUCAGGCACUUUGCCAUUUUUGGUGUGCCCUAUCCAGGGAAUGAAGAGUUACAGACAAUAUUUAGCAUAUUGUUGACAGCAAACUUUGUGACCCCAGAUGCCCCAGGCUCAGUAUCCAUGCCCUCGUCAGCAGGGCGGCUCCUUGGUAUGCACGAUGAUAAGGUGCACAACAUCAUGAAGGUGAUAGAAGCAGCUCUGAAGAUGGUGGUACAGCUGGUCGUCAAGGUUACUGUGGAGUUACAGGAUCGUUUGAGAGGAAUGUUUCUUCCCACCGCACAAAGGUGUCACUACAUCUUCACCAUGAAAGAUCUGGCCACUAUCUUCAGGAAUGUUUGCCUGUCGCUGAACAGAGGCUGCUCCAUCAGCAGACUGUUGUCCAUCUGGCAGCACGAGUGUCACUGGGUGUACGGUCGGAGAAUGGUCAGCGAGGUGGACUACCGCCGCUUCAGACAAGCCUUCAUCACUGCGGUCAAGAAGAGGUUUAGUGAUGAAGACCAGAUCCAGAUGAUGAUCCAGCCUAUGCAGCCUUUAUUCAGUAACCUGGUAGAGCAGGAUGGCGGGGUAGUGACAGCAGGCCGCCCUCAGUCACGCCCCCUAGAUACACGCAAUGAAGACAUGGACCCUACAGACCUGUAUAAACCGUCAGCCUCCUGGGAGGAUGUCAAGCUGCUGAUGGAGAAAGGGGUGGAGGAGUACAACAAAGUUCACCCGCGCAUCAGACUAGCUCUCUACAAGAGUGUAAUAGAGGAGGUGUGUCGGAUUUCCCGGACGAUAGCCUCCCCCCAUGAGGUGGCCCACACCGUGCUGGUGUCAGAGGGUUGCGCUGGGAGGGGCUCCACACUCGUUCAACUCUCGGCCCACCUGGCAGGUUUUUCUGUGGUCCGCAUCAAUCCCAGCGCUAUGGGCAAUGCCAUGGAGUACAAGAUAGAGCAGUUUAAGGCAGACCUGGUGUCCGGAUAUACCAGGGCAGGAGUCAAGGGGGAGCGUGUGUUGUUGUUAUUGCAUGAAGAAGAGCUGCUAGAAGAGAAUUUCUUGGUGUAUCUGAUAGAGUUUAUCAUCAGUGGAAACAUUAGCUACCUGUUUACCUACGAGAAUCAGACCACCAUCAUCAACUCUAUCCGAACGGAGGUGACCCAAGCAGGAUUGACGUAUACACGAGAAGUCGCCUGGGACUUCUUCCUCAGGACUGUGCGUAACAACUUCCGUAUCUGCCUGAUAGUGGGUAGUGGCGGGGAGAAAUUCCAGAGGAGGUGUCGUGAGUACCCUGCCUUCACCAAGAGUGUCAACUUUAUCUGGCUGCCUCAUUGGUCCAAGCUACAGCUGGUGGAUCAUGCUAUGUACCAUCUGAACGGUGUUAAUUGGCUGAGCCCGGUACAGCGUGAGAACAUCGCCCACAUGUUGGCCUCUAUGCACAUCAUCCUACGACAGCAGGACGGCCAGGAGAAAACCUCUGGAGAAUAUCGCCAUGUCAACAACUCCACCUACGAGAAGUUUGUCGAGAGAUUUAUCUCCCUUGCGUGUGCUAGGCACUUGGAGGUAGAGGAGAUUCAUCAGGCUGUGACUGUCAGUCUGGAAGGCAUCAGUCGUGAGGAUGGCAUAGCUACUAAACUCCGCAAACAACUGGAACAUGAAAUGGUAGUUCUGGAGGAACGCAAAGCUGGUACCAUCAAGAUCCUGUCUCAGAUUGGUCAGGACACAGCCAUUACAGAGCAGCAGGUCAAAGUGGUCAAGGCCCAGAUGGACAAGAUAGCCAGGCUCAAGAAGCUUUUGCCGGAGUAUCAAGUGGCUCAUGAGCGUGCUGUCUACAAGGCUAUCGCUAUUGUGGCAGACACCAAGAAAGUUGUACAAAAUAUCAAUGUCGACAUGCUGGCAGAACUACGCUCCAUGCAGAAACCUAUCUUAGACAUAGAGGAUCUGAUGGCUGCCAUCAUCAUGCUCUUGAAGUCACCAACUGCUGACCUGACCUGGCAGAAAGGAGCAAAGAGACAAAUGGCUAACCUUGAGAGGUUUAUUGAGGAGCUGAUGUCGUUUGAUGAUGAGCAGUUGCCUGAGAGUACCCUGAACCUGGUGGAACCUUACUUGAAGAAGCCUUCAUUUGAGCCAGACACAAUCGAGAGGAAGACGAGUAAUGCAGCCUGUGGCUCCCUGUGUCGCUGGGUUAUAGGUGUUGUCAGAUAUCAUCGAAUGAUGAUCUCCAAAGUCAAACCACUUCACCAGAAGGUGGACGAGACGACCCAGGCUGUGGAUGAUGCGGAACACAAGAUGGCUACCCUGGAAAACAAGAGAAAGGUGCUUGAUGUUCGUCUGUCUGACCUGGCACGGGGAUUUGAAGAGGCCACCAUUGAUAAGAAUGACCAGGAAGAGAAAACACUAAACAUGAGCAAAAUGCUGGAGACCGCUGCAGAACUGAGACGCAUUCUGAAGGGUGAGCGCAUGAGGAGUCAGCAGAUCUUUGACUCUCACGAGCGCAGACUUGUCUCCAUCCCCGGGGGAUGUGCCAUGGCCAGCGCUUUUGUCACCUACCUGGGACCGUAUCACCACAACUUCCGCAGAAUGAUGCUUACCGUCCACUGGCCAAACUGCUUGAGAGAGAGGGGAAUCCCCCUGGUCAUAGACUCCAUCGAUGGCCUCAAAGGUCGAGUGAUAGACUGGAGUAUCGAUGGUCUGAGGACGGCUUCGGGCGCCAGCUCUGUGUAUGAUAUAGAUUACAUGUCAGUGUUAGAGGAGGAGCAGGCAUAUGCUGAGGCCGCUGAGCAAGCUCAGCAAGCGGGCAGUACGGACGGAAAAGAAGACAGUGUAGAAGAGGGAGAAAAGCCAGCAGUUGAUGUUGAGGUAGAAGGGGAAACAAGUGCUCCAGGCGUAGACACAGAGCGUGGAGGGGACAAUUCUGUGGUUUCAGUGUCUGAAGAUCAUCCAAUGGCUGGCUCUGAAAGUGGCCACCUUGAGGCUCCCUUGGAUAAGAUCCAGGAAGAGGGCACUGAGGAUGGGUCUGUGUCUCAAGCACUGACAGAAAGCUCCAGCCCAAUGAUAACAACCUUACAGUACAACCAGUAUAUCCGCAGUCUGGUUAAACUGCUGGUAGGGGAGAAAACCCUGGACACCUGGAUAACGCAAGACUUCGGCCCACGGCAGAUGGAAAAUGCAGCCAUGCUGUGCUCCUCCUGGCAGAGACCCCCAAUGUUGAUAGACCCUAAUGGGGAUGGAAUCCGAUGGCUGACUGUCCUCCAUCACUCGGCCAGGAACAGCAAGUUGGUCAUUCUGGACAUGGAACACAGGACCGACCCACAUGUACUGAUGACUGUAGAGAAAGCCAUCCUGAGAGGUAAACAUUUGCUCCUGAAGAACUGUGAGGAAAAGAUAGAUAAUGUGAUAUCUCCGCUGAUCCACCACAGUACCACUGCUGAGGAGCAUGAAGAGCAUGGAGAGCCACGGAUGAUUCGUUUCUGUGAGCGUCGUGUGCUGUGUCACCCCAGCUUCCGCCUGUACAUGUCCACCACCCUGGCCAAGCCUCGCUUCAACCCGGAGAUUGCCAGCACCACCUCCCUCAUCAACUACGGUGUCUCUCAUGAUACCCUCAUAGAGGACAUCCUCACCAGAGCCUUUGCCCUUAUAUGCCCUGCGCUGUAUCAGGAGAGACGACUGGCACUGAACAACAUCCAGCUGCAGAGGUCUACGCUGUUUAGGAUCGCAGAGAUGACAAAGAACAAGGUCAUGUCCAUGGACCAGACUAAGUCUCUCAGUCGCGGAGGCCAUGAGCUACAGCUUAUCACAGAUAUCAGGAACACCAAAGUUGAUAUUGCUACACGCCUUACAGAGACUAGGCUCAUACUACAGGAGCUGGAGAUCCUGAGGGAUGAGUUGUUCCCCCUGGCAAGGAGGGCUGCUGUGUUGUAUGCCAUCUUGCGCAGUAUGGCUUGUGUGCAUAAAGAGUAUCAGUUCUCCCUCAAGUACUUCAUCUCUCUGUUUGAUGAGGCUGUUGGUGGAGAACUGCCCACAGACUUCACUGAGUUCCUGGAGAUGGCACAUAGCACAGAAGAAAUCAGCGAUGACAGUACCACUGACAUUACAGGUGACAUCCUCCUCCACAGCAGAGCAGCCCAUGCCCCAGCAGCCAACACAGGAGGAAGCUCAGCCGAUCGAGGGAGCUAUGAGGAGGACUUUGAGGAGAGCAGCAUCAUUAAACAGGACAAACAGGAUGGUCAAGAAACCACAGAUGAAUCAGCCAGUACAGAGGCUGCACAGAAUCUUCUAGCAGCAUCAGAGUCCCUAGAACUGACGACAGUGGACAUCCCAGAGAUGGCCACCCUUCCUUCCACAGGCGUGGAGUACACCAGCAUGUCAACCAAUCAGAUCAAACAGCUUUCAGACAAACUCACGGCCCUCGUCUUCCAGCGUGUCCGACAAUGUUUGUAUGAAGAGGACAGCUUGCUGUUUGCCACCAUGAUGUGUCUCAACAUGCAGGCAGAGGCUGGCCAGAGCUUUACAGAAGAGGAAAUGUCCCUUCUACUCCAAGGAAACCCUGGGCUGGGCAUGCAGCUCAGCCUGCUGGACUUUGACUGCGAGGCAGACCCACCUCAUUGGCUUCACAAGGAGAAAUGGGAGGACAUGUUAGCUAUCUCCGUACUUCCCGGGGCCCUGGACAGCUUAUGUGCUAAGAUGGCGACUAACUCUGAAGCAUGGGAAGCCUGGUACAAGUCUCCACAUCCUGAGUGUGAGCCAAUCCCCCAGCCUCCGUCUGCCACAGGCCACGACCAGCACACAGGGGAUGGGGUGGAUCGGGACAACAACAUGGCCAGUCCUGACCUGGGCAACCUCACCGACUUCCACCAGCUGUUGAUCAUACGCAUGUUACGCCCAGACAGACUGCCAGCUGCGAUGCUCAAGUACGUCAACAAGCACCUGCAUCUGAACCUGACGGAUGGGCCUAUCUUCAGGAUGUCAGAUGUGCUGACUGACGCAGCUCAGCACCUGGGGGUCUUGGUUCUUCUACCCCCCAGUCCUACGCACCCCAAAUGUCACCCAGCUACACAAUUUGGGCUAACACAGCCGCCAGUAGAAGUUUUAAAGUCACUGGCAAAGAGCUCCAUGACAACUGUGGAGAGUGUGAAGAUAGAAGACGGCUGUGAAUUGCUCUUAGGAGAAGCCAUGGAGACCGCCGAGAAAAACGAGGGCUGGCUAAUCAUCGAGAACCUCCACCUGGCUACAGAGAAGAUCUUCACAGACCUCAAGUAUCAGCUGCUUAGAGUCGGCAAAUCUAGAGAUGUGAUGGAUGCUGAGAAGAGGAAGAGCUCUAAGUUCUGUGUGUUUGUGACAACUGAACCAUGUGAAGACCUCCCUCUCUUCCUGCUACAGAACCUCCAUCAGCUGACUUGGGACAAGUUUUCUUCCACCUCCAUGAGCCUGGACCAGCCUACUGCAUCCUCAGAGCUCCUCCACCCUAAUCUCUGCUCAUAUUCCUAUCCCCCCUCAUGUUUACACAAUGCCAUCGUGAGCAGCCUGAAGCUGGUACCAGAGGAGGUGUGGAGUGAGGUGCGGGAUGGGACACAGUUUGGAAAGUGUGCAGUGUUUGGGGCAGCUGUAAUACAGGGUGUGCUGAGGGCAAGACAAUUGUUUGGGGCUUCAGGUCUCUCCCAGUGGUACCCCUUCACCAGCGUUCAGAUCACACACGCUAUCAAAACUAUCUUGUCUGCAGAUCAAGAUGACAGUAGGGAGCUGCAAACUGACACACUCUCAUUCCUCUUGUCUAAGAUCGUGUUUGGGAAUGUGAUGAUGAGUGAGAGUGACCAGCGGUAUGUGACAGCUCUGGUACAGCAUGUCCUCACCCAACUCAACCUGAGCAGCUCGGGCAAACUCAGCCUGGGCUCUACAGCUAUACCCACACCGCCAGCCAACGUGGAUCCGGCUGAUUAUGCCACAUGGUACGAAGAACAGACUGCUGAUCACAGAGAUUCACUACAGGCGCUGUCAGUGCACAGCUCUGUGGAAAGGGAGGCAAAUGCGGCCAGUUCCACAGAAUUUGUGCGUCACUUGGAUCAUAUGUUUGAGACCCAGAACCUUGAAGCAGGAGACAUCAUCACGGACACACUGGCAGACAGCGUCAGGAUCAAGGGGUUGCGAUCUUCCCUAGACAUCUGUAUGGAACAGUUACCUCCUUUGUUAGAGCUGGGCCAGGCGCUAAGUUUGGUGUCCCAGGAUUAUGACUUCCCUUACCAUCACCCCAGUGUGCUCAGUGUGGCUAGUGUGUCCAGCACACUGAUGCCAGAGUCUAUAGGCUAUGUACUACUGCAGGAGUGCCUGUGGUUCAACUCCGUCCUGUGCCACAUUCGUCAACAGAUCCAGGACAUACAGGAGAUAAUCUUGGCUGGCCCAGAGGCUUUUUCUGCCCGCCUCCUGCCCACGGUGUACAGCCUUCAAGAGGAACACAUCCCCAUCAGCUGGACCCAUCCUAACUGCCAGCCCUGUACCCACUCACUGCUGUCCUGGCUCAAAGACUUGAGACAGCGGUAUGAGCAGCUGAACUCCUGGGUGAAGCACGGUAUGGUGCCAACCUUCAGGCCCGACGGAAGUGUAGAGAAUGCUGCCAUCGCCCGUGGCUCUCUGUACAAGGUGUGGCUAGGAGGCUUGGUCAACCCUCGGGCUUUGUUCACAGCGCUCAGACAGGAGAAGGCUUAUGUGGCCAAAUGUUCUGCAGAUCAGGUGAGAUUCAGCUGUGAGGUAACAGACAGCGCUGAUCUGGACAGCGUCUCUCAGCUACAGGAGGGAGGAAUCUUUGUGGAGAAUCUUCACCUAAUGGCCGCCAGCUUUGACUCAGAGAGGGGCUGUCUGGAGGAGGCCAGGUCUUCAGUGCACACGCUGAAGAUGGUGUAUAUUUGGCCUGUGACGGAAGAUGAGAAUCAAUCCAGCAAGUCGGAGGAGACAGAAGACAGGAGUCGCUACUACCACUGUCCUGUAUAUGUCAACAAGAGCCGUCAACUGGAAGUGCUGACCUUGCCAUUACCAUGUGAAGGGGACCAUAGACGCUGGAUUUUGUCCUCAACUGCAAUGAUGUUAGACCUAGGUCUGCCUGAGGAUGGCUGUAAGAAGUCCCGAUCCUAUCUGCUGCUGCAGAAGUUACCUGCUGGUAACGGCCUGGAGUCCAUGCCUGGUACAGCAAGGACGUCGGACUUAGUUGAUGAAGACACCUAUGGAUUUAGAAACUACAAAGAAGGGGCAGCUAGUAAGGCUUCAGGGACUCAACUUUCUGAGCAGUCUCAACUCUCUUACAAACCCAUGACCCCAAAGGCCCUGCCCCUGCCUUCGGGUCUAGGGCUUACCCGGGAACAACCCCUCAUAGAAGAGACCCACCUGCAUAAGGAGCCAUCUGAAUCGCAGAAGGGAGAGGGAUCCCAAUAUGGCAGCUCCCAAGCCAGCCUGAAGAAAGCCACAAGCAGGCCUGAGAUAAAGGAAGACAAACAACUGCCCACACAGGAAUCUUCAAGUCACAGCCCGAUGGCAAACAAAGAGGCUCAGCUCAGUCAUGCUAACAACAAUGAACAAACAGCUGAUGAAGGGUUCGGCCUUGUCAAAACCCCAUCACCCAAGCCUCCCUCUGACCCCAAGCCCCCAUCUGGCUCUCGUAGACAGUCUGGGGUGAGAAGAAGAAGUCAGCAGGGAAGCCCGGUCUUGCUGACAGACAGACGUUCUCCUGCAGACAGCAACCAAAACACCACUCAGCUCGGGAACAGAGAGGAUCGCGACUCCCAGGGCUCAGCACUGUCAUUGAGACAAGGAGUGCAUGGCCAGCAAUCAAAGGAAGAGGAACAGAUUGACAACGUAUCAGCGGCCUCUGGAACACAAGGGCAGUAUGAGUUUCAGACAGAGCUUCCUCAGGAUGCCAGUAACAAGGCACAAGUAAACCAAGAUGACAGUGACAAGACACAGCCAAGUCAGCAGCCAAUCAAAGCAAAGAGCUCCAUGCUGUAGGAG
Messenger RNA from Liolophura sinensis, 13936 nucleotides. RefSeq names its product dynein axonemal heavy chain 9-like. Gene Ontology annotation, molecular function: dynein intermediate chain binding; ATP binding; dynein light intermediate chain binding. Gene Ontology annotation, cellular component: dynein complex. Lineage: Eukaryota; Metazoa; Mollusca; Polyplacophora; Chitonida; Chitonidae. The record is from RefSeq and is a predicted model, not a curated record. Gene Ontology annotation, biological process: microtubule-based movement.